AACUCCUCUUACCUAUUCACAAAGGGUUAAGGGCACAAGGUUGCAAAGGCUUAAGGUAGCCAUGGUUCUCUCCAUUGUUCAAUCUCCUGAAGAAGGCUCAUCGAGCAUCAUUUCUCCGGUUUUUGCUUCACGUUACGUUCAGGAUCCGCUACCAAGAUAUAGGAUGCAAGAGAAAUCGGUUCCGAAAGAGGCAGCUUACCAGAUAAUUCACGACGAACUAUUAUUAGACAGUAAUCCAAGGCUUAAUCUUGCUUCGUUCGUUACCACGUGGAUGGAACCGGAAUGUGAUAAGCUAAUGGUGGAAUCAAUUAACAAAAACUAUGUAGACAUGGAUGAAUACCCUAUCACCACAGAGCUUCAGAACCGGUGCAUAAACAUCAUUGCUCAUAUGUUCAAUGCUCCGGUCGGAGAAACUGAAAGGGCGGUUGGUGCCGGGACGGUGGGAUCUUCGGAAGCAUUAAUGCUGGCCGGAUUGGCAUUCAAGAGGAAAUGGCAGAACAAGAGGAAGGCCCAAGGGAAGCCUUAUGACAAGCCCAAUAUGGUCACCGGUGCCAAUGUCCAAGUUUGCUGGGAGAAAUUUGCUAGGUAUUUUGAAGUCGAGUUAAAGGAAGUGAAGCUAAGGGAAGGCUACUAUGUGAUGGACCCUGUAAAGGCAGUGGAGAUGGUUGACGAGAACACGAUUUGUGUCGGUGCCAUCCUCGGAUCAACCUUCACCGGAGAAUUUGAGGACAUUAAGCUCUUGAAUGAUCUCCUCACUGAGAAGAAUAAGAAGACCGGUUGGGAUACACCGAUCCAUGUUGAUGCAGCAAGUGGUGGAUUUGUGGCACCAUUCCUCUACCCUGAGCUAGAAUGGGAUUUUAGACUUCCAUUGGUGAAAUGUAUCAAUGUCAGCGGCCACAAGUAUGGUCUGGUCUAUGCCGGAAUUGGUUGGGUCAUCUGGAGGAACAGAGAAGAGUUGCCUGAGGAACUUAUUUUCCACAUCAACUACCUUGGAGCUGACCAACCUACCUUCACACUCAAUUUCUCCAAAGGAUCAAGUCAAAUUAUUGCACAAUAUUAUCAGUUCAUACGAAUGGGAUUCGAGGGCUACAAGAAUGUUAUGAGAAAUUGCAUGGAGAAUGCAAGGAUACUACGAGAAGGAUUAGUAAGAACUGGCCACUUUGAAAUAGUUUCCAAAGAUAAUGGGGUACCUCUAGUGGCUUUUGCAUUCAAGGACAAGAACAAGAACUUGGCAUUCAAGCUUUCCAAAGCUCUAAGACACUAUGGAUGGAUUGUGCCAGCUUAUACAAUGCCGGCGAAUGCAGAGCAUGUCAUCAUCCUUAGGGUUGUAGUUAGGGAGGACUUGAGCCGGCAGCUAAUCGAGAAGUUGCUAUCGAAUGUGGAGACUUCACUGAAUGAGUUAGAUGAUGAAUCCAUUGUUCCAAAGAUAACAUUUACAGUUGAGAUGAAUCUUGAUGAGAGUAGGAAGGAGGGUGAUGAUGGUUUUCUACAUAUGCCAGCAACUUCUAUUCACUGGAGGAAGGAGAAGCCCAAGAUUUCUAAGGAGGUACUUGUAAUGGGUGGUAAGACUAAGGGGGUCUGCUGAACUCACAUGUAUUAUUUGCUUCUCUACUAGGGAUUUAUACUGCAAAUAAAUUAAAUGGGCCUUUCCCAAUUGAAAGAAAUUAAUCAGAGGAUAUGUCAUCAAAUAAAUAAAUAAAUAAGAGAAAGCAUGGAUAAAUAGGGCUUUUCUAUGUGAAUCCAUGGUGGAUUAUAUUUUUGUCCUCCUCACAUGGUAGGUGAUGCUCUUUUUUUCUUUUUUGUUUCUAUAAGGGAGCAAAAAUAAUUGUCUAUCAUACAAAUAAAUAUGGAUAAAUAUGUCUAUCACUUAGGAGUCAUGUGAGAUAAAAGUCUCAUGCAUGAUUUUAAAUGAGAGAAAGAAGUAAGGAAUCUUCUUUUUUACUC
Molecule: messenger RNA, 1944 nt
Organism: Macadamia integrifolia
Lineage: Eukaryota; Viridiplantae; Streptophyta; Magnoliopsida; Proteales; Proteaceae
Product: glutamate decarboxylase 4-like
Exons: 7
Coding region: 62-1585 (507 amino acids)
Biological process (GO): L-glutamate catabolic process
Cellular component (GO): cytosol
Molecular function (GO): glutamate decarboxylase activity; pyridoxal phosphate binding
Source: RefSeq, a predicted model, not a curated record